AUGUCUUCCAAGCACCACGUUAUGACUUAUGGCUUUGCCCAUGUGGUGAUCAACGCCAGCGACACGACUCCAAUUCUCAACGGCCUCGCGCCGCAAAAUUUGGACCUCGGCCUCCUGCUGGUGGCUGCUGCCACCGGCAAGGACUCUACCUCGCGGGCGCAGAUGCUUUCCAUUCUGGAUGACAAGUGCCCCGACGCCAGCCUUGAGUCCAUGCUUGUCGAGGCCAGCCGACGCGGCGCGGCGGAUGAGGACGUCGUCAUCAAGUCGACGCUCGGCCUGUUUUUUAAAGGCACGCCCAAGCCCGAUUUCCAGGCCAACGUUCCGGGCGUUACGCUGAUGCCCAUGCCGGAGAGCGCGGACGCGGUCAACGAGUGGGCUGCCCAGGAGACAGAUGGCAUGGUGACAUCGAUUGUGAAGACGAUCGAUGACAACGUGGUUGCCAUCCUCUCGGCGCUCAAGGCGCUCAAGGCCACCUGGCGCUACCCGUUUGAUGCGUCCAAGACGGCCGAGGGCUCGUUCAAGGCCAGCAACGGAGCCAUCCCGUGCCAGAUGAUGCACCACGUGUUCGGGGCAGGUCUGCCGGGCAUCAAGGUCGCCAACAAUGAUGCAUACCUAGGCAUCUCGCUGCCGUACGGCAACACGGGCUCGUUCUCCGGCCUGUUCUUCUUGCCCAAGGUUGACGAGACGGCUAUGGGGGCCAAGGCCCUAGCACAGAUGAUUGUGCUCGAUGGUGUCGGCCAGGAGACGAGCGUGACUCCGGACGAGUUUCAUCAGGGUAUGUACAAGAUCACGGCCUCCAUCCCCAAGUUCAAGGUCUCCGCCUCGACCAAUCUCAUUCCCGCCCUCAAUGAGGCUGGCGUCAACGACAUCUUCUCGCUCACCUCUGCUGACUUUUCCACCCUCACUGAUGACCAGAUCAGUGUCACGGCCUUUACCCAUGACGUCGUCAUCGAGGUGGAUGAGGCCGGCACCAAGGCCGGUGCCGCUACCACUGCCGUUCUCUCGCGCUGCAUUCCCCAGAACAUCGACUUUGUGGCCGAUCGGCCGUUUGUUUUCGCUGUCUACGACAACAUCACAAACGACAUCAUCUUUGCGACCACUGUGGAGACGGUGUAG
Molecule: messenger RNA, 1116 nt
Organism: Thecamonas trahens ATCC 50062
Lineage: Eukaryota; Apusomonadida; Apusomonadidae
Product: serpin-5A
Exons: 1
Coding region: 1-1116 (371 amino acids)
Molecular function (GO): serine-type endopeptidase inhibitor activity
Source: RefSeq, a predicted model, not a curated record